Molecule: messenger RNA, 1911 nt
Organism: Trypanosoma theileri
Lineage: Eukaryota; Euglenozoa; Kinetoplastea; Trypanosomatida; Trypanosomatidae
Exons: 1
Coding region: 1-1911 (636 amino acids)
Source: RefSeq, a predicted model, not a curated record
AUGUCAACUGUGCCGCUGAGCCGCCAUGUUGUCUCGCGGUGUGUUGUGCCCCAUCAUCGUGGCGGUACUUUACUGCGGAGUUUACAUUCCACUGCCUUGUGUGGAACUGUAAUGAGUACUAAUACCGCAGUUUCUACAUCCUCCGUUCGUAUGAGUAUGAUGAGUAGAUGUAUGUAUCAGGGAAGACGCUUCUUGGUGGUUCCGCACACAGCAGCACAUCCUCAGUCUUUGGAGAAUAGUGACAACACCCAUCACACUCAACGUGUUGGGAGGAAUAAUAACGGUAGUAUUGGUAGUAGUGUUAGUAAGAAUAUUAUUAAUAAUACUACUACUACUACUACUAAUACUACUACUAAUAAUAAUAUUAGUAAUAUUAGUACUAGUAAUAAUAGUAAGAAGAACAUCGACAGUAACGACAACAGUGAAAGUAAUAAGAAUAGCAGUAGCAGCAGCAUCAAGAACAAUACUGACAUUUCAAAGAAACUGUCCACUAUGGGAUUUUCACAGUGUAAAAGAAAAUUUACGUGGAAAGACUCGGAAACGAAACCUGGUGUUGUACGUCUUGUCUCUUCUCAAGAGAUGAGUUUUUUACUUCGUCUUCGUUUCUUUGGAAUGCCACAGGGAUAUCCGAAUACUUGUGCAGUGGGAUUUCGUCGUUACUUUCUUCUUUCAAUGUGUAGUAGUUCCAUGUCAAGUUUUUCCUCCUCUAUUGGUUAUCAGUCAAUUUUGAACGGUUUCUUUCUUGGGUCAUCACCGCAGCUAUGGAUGAUGAAGGAUCUUUUACCAGCGCUUGCUGCUGCAUAUAUGGCCAAUCGUAUUAUAUCAUAUGAGAAUCGACCCAAAUUUUGGUUUCUUAUGAGUGUAGUAAUGCACAAUCUUUCUGUACUUGCUGAGAUGGUUAUUCCAUCUUUAGUUCCACAUCAUCUUCUUAUUACUGCAGUCGUUACAUCAUGUAUGCGACAAUCAGCAUCUCUUAUGUUUUUAGUUACUCGUGCCUGUGCGUUACAACACUUCGCUGUAAGUAAUAAUUUAGCAGAACUUACAAAGAAGUUUAAUUCUUUCGGAAUGGUGAUUUAUACCAUAUUUACUGCCCUUGGUAUUGCAUACACCUCCGUUGUGACGUCUCUAUCUGCACAACUUCUCACAGUUUUAUUCUGUUGCGGUUUAAAUUUAGUAAUUUCAUACAUGUCUAUGAGUAAUAUUGCAUUUCGGGUUCUCAACAUCACUACUCUCUCUGUAGUAUUGCGUGAGUAUGUGGGAAAAUGCGGAAAACACAGCCGGCGAAUUCCCACACCAGAGGAGGUCAGUCGUCUUAUUGGUGUUUCCAUGGUUGAUAGAGGUGCGGUAACCACCUGUAAUGAUCGUACAUGUCUAUUGUAUGUUAGUCCACCGGUGUGUAAACUCCGUAUUCGUGCCGAUCGGCUUAACGAGGAUGUGGUGUAUGUGUGUAAAUCAGAAAUGUUUUUAUUAGCGCUUUGGGAGCCGCUCGGGCCGCUCUCACUGCGGGAGAGUUGGUUGCGUUGGGAGGCUCCGCACAUGUGGCGGCGGCUCUUCGCACGGUCCUCAGCAGCGAGAAGAGAAGCACGCAUUCGUGAGAAGUUUCGUAAACGGCUGGUGUUGCUGGUCCAUCAAGACUGUGAUCAGCUGCAUCUGCUGACAGCGUACCUUCUCGCCUACACAGCACUAUUGUAUCAUUCAAAUACAGUGUCGGAGCUUUGUAGUUUUCUCCGCAGUUGUCAUAAUGAACAGGCGUUGUGGUUACAUUACGCGAGAGAGUUGAGAGACUCGCUUCAUCACGUGGGUUGGGAUGUGGAGCAACUCUCAUUAGAUCCGCCAGACUUUCGCCUGUCAAACCUUCACUUUGCAAGGGGUUUGCCGUUUGCAGCAGCAAAGGAUCAAGGUUUAAAGUGA